GUAACCACAAAAUUGAUGGGACACCUCAAGACUAGAGACCAAGCCAUGCUUCCUUUCACAGUUCUACUUCUCCUGCUGUAUGUCACCCCAUUACCCAUUUCAUCUGUGGCCUUACCAUACAAACAACAAGGCUUCUUGGAUUUGGGGAAGAAUUUUAAUGUAGAGGGUUUAAUGAUGAUGAUGAUGAAUGAUGAAGUGGAGGGUUCAGCUUUUGAGGAAGUACACCCAUUAGAACACCCAACUUGCCCAUUUGGAUGUCAGUGUAACCUGAAGGUUGUGCAGUGCUCUGACUUAGGUUUAGCCUACGUCCCACAUGACAUCCCUCCUGAUACCAGACUUCUAGACCUACAGGGCAACCAGAUAACAGAAAUCAGAGAAACUGACUUCAAGGGACUGAGUAACCUUUAUGCUCUGGUGUUGGUAAAUAACCAGAUCUCCAGGGUCCAUCCACGGGCCUUCAUGCCUCUUAGACGGAUGCAGAAACUCUACUUCUCCCACAACUUGCUGACGGCUGUGCCCAAGAAUCUCCCUCCCUCCCUGGUGGAACUUCGUAUUCACGAUAAUAACAUAAAGAAGGUGCCUGCUGGGACCUUCUCAGGCCUGGGCAGUAUGAACUGCAUAGAGAUGGGCCGGAAUCCUCUCAAGAACAGUGGGUUGGAGCCAGGAGCAUUUGAUGGACUCAAACUGAAUUUUCUUCGCAUUUCAGAGGCUAAACUAACAGGCAUCCCCAAAGGUCUCCCUGACAGUCUGCAUGAGUUGCAUUUGGACAACAAUCAAAUUCAAGCUAUUGAGCUUGCUGACCUGAGGGAAUGUGAGCAUUUGUAUAGGUUGGGCCUUGGGUACAAUGAAAUUCGCCAUAUUGAGCAUGGCAGUCUAUUUUACGCACAAAACCUCAGAGAGUUGCAUUUGAACAACAACCAUCUCCCCAGCAUCCCUGCGGGUCUGCCUGAAAUGAAAUAUCUGCAGGUGGUCUAUCUUCACUCGAACAACAUCAGCCAGGUUGAGGCGAAUGACUUUUGUCCUGAGGGCUCCAGUAUGAAGAGGACUUUCUAUAAUGGCAUCAGUCUCUUUGACAAUCCUAUUAAGUACUGGGAAGUGGACCCCUCUACCUUCCGUUGUGUCAACGAUCGAAUGGCCAUACAGUUUGGCAACCAUAAGAAAUAGUGUACAAGAUUGUGGUGGAACUCAAGCAACUCAAGGGGAGAUUUGUAUCAGAGAUCUGAGUCCUAUAGUUAAUUAUUAUGGAGUGUUGAAGGAGAACCUAGGCUUCAGUAGCCAGACAAGUACAGAUGAUGGCAUCAAAAGUCUGGGGAAGCAAGACUAGGGAGGAUCUGAAUUUAUGGUUAGGGUUGAAGGUUUAUAUAUACUUGUUUUGCAUGCAUGAAGAGUAUCAUGGACAUGAUUAUAUAAAUCAUUUGAAUAUCAUUAAGGGUUUAGAUUUUUUUUUUUUUUAUGCAACUUUUUUUAAUUAAGGUGUUGUAAUAAGCCAGUGGUUAGUGAUUAGCGAUUGUCUGUUGUUUUUAUUUUAUCUUUUUUUAUUUCGUUUUCUCAUAAUUCUUCCAUUUGAGUAAAAACUGAAUUAAAACUAUUUCAGAUUCUUUUUCAAAAUUCUUGAAAAGGUUCAUCCUAAUGAAUUGCAAAAGACUCACUAUUUCUAUUAAAUCUGAACAUUC
Molecule: messenger RNA, 1673 nt
Organism: Osmerus eperlanus (European smelt)
Lineage: Eukaryota; Metazoa; Chordata; Actinopteri; Osmeriformes; Osmeridae
Gene: bgna
Product: biglycan a
Exons: 8
Coding region: 16-1164 (382 amino acids)
Molecular function (GO): protein binding
Source: RefSeq, a predicted model, not a curated record